This is a messenger RNA of Anneissia japonica, 2354 nucleotides long. RefSeq lists its product as uncharacterized. NCBI's taxonomy places the organism in Eukaryota, Metazoa, Echinodermata, Crinoidea, Comatulida, Comatulidae. Gene Ontology annotation, biological process: DNA integration. Gene Ontology annotation, molecular function: nucleic acid binding. The transcript has 2 exons. The record is from RefSeq and is a predicted model, not a curated record. Bases 16 to 2127 code for a protein of 703 amino acids.
UAGCGUCCCUUUCUUAUGACGCUUCUUUCCUUUUCUAAUUGGCAAGAACAAAGACAAGACGUACCGAAAAAUAGCAGCCGUGUCCAUUUGAAAAUCUACUGUAGCUAUCGUUUUUCAGGGGAAGAAGAAAUAAUUUUCAACCAGGAGCUGAUCUCCGAAAACGAUGGAGUUGGACAGACAGCAUCGUUGACUAUCCCAGCAAUCCCAACAGUAGACAUAGCUAAGCUUCAACACGCAGACUGCAACAUAGGCAGACUAUUUCAGUACUGGAAAGAUGGAAAGUCCCCACCACACCGUCAGCUAUUUAAAGAAUCCAAGAUUGUUAGAAAGCUUCUUAGGGAUUGGAAUAGGCUGUCUGAAACACAAGGAGUCUUAUACAGAAACAUAGUAGAGAAGGGAGAGAAUGUCAAGCAACUUCUAUUACCCGAGUCUCUUAAAGACAAAAUUUUACAGACUGUUCACGAUGAACUUGGUCAUCAAGCAUUUCAGAAAACACUCGAAAUAACACGUAAACGUUGUUACUGGCCGGGAAUGGCAGAUGACAUUCAGAAGUACUGCGACAACUGUCCACGUUGUACCCUUGCAAAAGCAGGAAGGAAAGUCAAGCCAUUAAUGGAAGUCCUUGCAAUAGAUUUCACUGUACUCGAACCAGGAAUGAAUAACUUGGAAAACGUACUGGUGAUGACCGAUGUGUUCACCAAGUACACACAGGCUAUCCCUACUCGGGACCAGAGGGCAUCAACUGUUGCAAAAGUAUUAGUCCGAGAAUGGUUUGUUAGGUUUGGUGUCCCUCAUCAUUUGCACAGCGACCAAGGACGCAACUUUGAAAGUCAUGUCAUACAAGAACUUUGUAACAUCUAUAACAUUACUAAAUCCCGGACUACUCCGUAUCACCCGCAAGGAAAUGGCCAGUGCGAACGAUUCAACCGCACUAUGCACGAUCGUCUCCAUAUGCUUUCUCCCGAGGUGAAAAGGAAUUGGCCUGACUAUCUUCCGGAACUUGUAUUCGCUUACAAUGCCACACCACAUUCUUCUACCGGGUAUUCCCCCUACUAUUUGUUCUAUGGGCGUGAACCCAAGUUGCCAAUUGAUCACAUUCUAGGGAAUGGAAUAGAAGAAGGCGAAGGCAGAAAUAUAGAAGAAUGGGUAGCGGAGCACCAUAAUCGCCUGCACAAAGCAUUUCGAAGUGCUUCAACGGAGACUGAGAAACAUGCACUAGCCAGAAGGGAAAGGAAUAAUCGCACGGCAACAGAAGCAGACCUCCAGAUUGGUGCACGUGUCUUCAUCCGAAACCACCAACUUGGGCGAAACAAGAUACAAGACUAUUGGUCGCCUAACCCAUACGUCGUAAUUAAGCGCCCUGAUCCCAGUGGAAAUGUAUAUACAGUAAAACCGUUAACUGGAAGUGGGAACACUAGAACUGUCCAUAGGACGGAGAUAUUAGACUCAGGGGAACUUGAAGUUAGUGAACCCGACCCCAUUACUCAGGUAGAGAAAUCUAACACAGAGUCUGUGUUACCUACAAGCAAUUAUCAUCCAAAAAUGCAUGAUGAGGAUCAAGCUUCAAGCAGUGAACGGAAUUCCAAAGAUCUUGAUGGACCAUAUGAGGUGAUACUCUACUCACCAAGUGAUGAAGGGGGACAGCAGGAAUUAGAGCCUACACCUAUUGUUGAAAAUAUAGUUGAUGAUGAUCGUUCAAGUGUUGUUUCGGAGUGUGUUCAUCCUGAUAACAAUGAAGGUAUAGUUGGUGAUGCUCAUCCCAAUAUUUCUGAUUCUAUUGACCCAAAAGAGAAUGCACAUUCUAGCGGAGCCGAGAGUCAUGAAGAGCAACUCAUUAGAGAUAUAAGAAAUUUUGACGAUCCAAGCUCAACUACAAGACAUUGUAAUUAUAAUAGUGUUGAACAUAGUCGUAGUUCUAAUGAUGUUCAGUGUCAUACAAAGCAACAGCAACAAGCAGGGCAAGAGGACGUUCCUUUACGACGUUCAUCCAGGAUUAAAGCCAAAGAAGCUGGGCAAGUUAAUUGUAGUAGCAGUCAUAUUGGAUUCGACAAUACAAUUCUAGCGGACUUUGGAAAGUCACAAUUGCUUUUCGCACAGAUGUUAGCUGAGCGCUUUGGAAAUCAAUAACUUGGAGUUUAUAUAUGUAUUUUUUUUUUGUUGUUGUCGAGGACGACAACGGAUAAACCUGGGGAGUAUGUAAUACUGUAGACUGAUUUCUUUCACCAUAUUCAUGCAUUGAUUUAAUUAACGAUAAUAACCCUAAGACAAUAAUAGUUUCGCCCUAAGACUAAUUACUAAUUAGUCCUAAGUACCUGAUUUAUACACAAUAAAGUAGUACAAAGUUCAUCAUUAAA